Messenger RNA from Medioppia subpectinata, 2819 nucleotides. The record is from the annotation of a GenBank genome assembly. NCBI's taxonomy places the organism in Eukaryota, Metazoa, Arthropoda, Arachnida, Sarcoptiformes, Oppiidae.
AUGAUAGGAGAAAAGUUUAGCGCAUUCUUUAAUAGCAGUCAAACCCCUUAUCGGGCGAUUAGAUCAGAGCACCUUCACUAUGAAAUGAGCGAAACAAUCGGCCGAACCAUAAGGUGCUAUUGUAUGGCAUUGUAUGGCAUUGUAUGGCAUUGUAAUAGUCAACCACCCGGUGCUGAUUCUGCUGGUCAUUCGAGUCAAAGUAUCUUAAAUGAAGAAUUCAGUCCAUCGGUCACAUCGAGAUGCGAUAGAGGGGUUAUGUAUAUAUAUGUGGUCACAUUACAGCCGUUCAACGGUGUGGUCCAUACCCGGGGUCACCGCAAACAUCCCUGUAUGGCGUACGGCAGCGGCGGCUUCAACACCACAUUAAAGAUCAGUUUAUUGGCCGACGAGAGCGACGAAUUGUUUUGCGGUUAUAAUAAAUUCAAUGGCGAUAGAUCGGUAUCGUUGGCCGUCAGACCUCAUAAAUCGCUGGAAUUAUCUGAUGAUAAAUACUAUUUCAUGACUUGCGAACAGUUGGGCUACAAAAGUGUUCGGGGCGGCACAUAUAGCGUUUCAUUAAAACUAACUGAUUUAAGCGGACAGAGGGUCUCGCGUGCACUUCACGGCAGUUCCUAUAUAUUGAGAGCACAUCUGACCCCAUAUGACAGUGAGUACAUAAUAACAACACUGCGAAUGAAGAACUGUUUCUCGUUCGCGGCCGACACCGAACACGUCCGACUGUUGGACGACUUCGGGUGUCCCACAAAAGCGCAACUCAUGUCUGAGUUCAUGUACAACAGCUCACAUACGGCCGAAGCCAUAGUCUACGAGAUGUUCAAAUUUCCCGACUCUCACAAAUUGUUUAUCCAAUGCGAUGCCAUACUAUGUCGGGGCGGAUGUCGGGAACCGAUGUGCGAUUCCGCCACCGAUAAGGACCGGGAAUUGGCCACCGAUUCCUAUUCGCUAAUAUCUUCGUCGACAACGCUAUACGUCUUCGAGCCGUCAGAUGAAAGCUGUAAUUCAAUAAAACAAUUCAAUUAUAUCUUAAAGAAGGUGAUAGAGAAGGAGCCGUCGGAAGUGGACGACUACGACCCCUAUCACGUCAAUUGGAUUUCACCCAACACUGGGUUCGGCGGUUCGCGACUAUCGUUGAACAGAUCCGCCGCAUUGAACAACUCGUUCACAUCAAACAAGUCGUCCGCCAGAUCUCAUCAUUUAGUCUACUAUAGAGACCAUUUUGUGCCCAAACACUACUCCACUUUACAGCCGCCGCCGUUAUCCUCAUCACAACAAACUCAUGAAGACAACUACUCGCAGGACAUCCGCCCGAAGACAAUGAGUGGUCGCACCGGACGGACACACGGCUACAUACGGGCGCCCAACACAUCCACUGCUGUGCCCGCACUCAAUGGCGGCCCACAGACACAGACACAGACCGCAGACACCGUCGGCAGAGCGCACAGAUCGGCCGCCACCGCCACGGAUCAGCUGGACUCGUGUCUGACAGGAGUGGCCAAUUUGAAGCCAAAGUGCGAACAGACAUACCGUGUGAUUGCGGCCAAUGUUUCCGCCGACUCGUCUCUCGUCCACGAGAAACAGCUCUGGAAUGAUAUCAAACAAUACAGACAUCAAAAGGACAAAAUACUAAUCGAGUAUUUGAUUGGCUUUUAUGUCUCACUAAUGGAGACGAUUGUGACCAAUGAUAAGCAACACAAAGAGCCGUACCUGUUGUGCGCCAAUACAAGCCAUUUGUCGCCAACCGCUCGCCUCUUGCUGUACAAUAUACUGAUCCGAAUCGGAGAUCUUAACCGUUAUCUCAGUAAGACAUCGGUGGCCGAGAACUACUAUCUGCGCGCCCGACGCCUGGAUGUGACCAGAGGUCACGCUUACAACCAAUUGGCUAUCAAUACGCCUCUGAGUCAGCACUUGAAGUGCAUUUACUACUACUGUCGAGCGGCCAAGUCUUCGGUCGAUCCCAUUGUGAUCGCCGAAACCAACCUUAAGGUUGCCGUCAAUCGGUUCGACAACGAUAUCCUUAAGUCUAUUGUCCAAAACGGUUCCCACUCUAAGGACCCCUCAGACUCUGCCACUGAUGACCAUCAGCUGAUCCUAACAUAUCCCCAGAAAGGAAUCGAUUGGUUCUAUUUGUCUGUGAUCUCCAUCUAUAGUGAAAAUAUGGACACAAUCCUGAAGCCAUUGAUUCAGUUUGUGAUCACUCACUGCGAGUUGACUGCAAACAAACAUUUGGACACAAAUCACAGCAACAAUGACUUGAGUUUCGCUCUCAUGGCGUUAGACGUGUCCAUCGAUUUCUUGGCCCUCAAACCCCUCCAAAGGUCUUUCGGCGAACUCUUCGCCAAAGAGCUGAAAGACGCGAAGAUAGCGCUAAAGAGCUGUUCCGACGUUUUGAACGAUUGCAAAGCCAACGACGAAAAUGACUAUCAAAAUGAUAGCCAAACUAAGGCUCUCUUUCACGACUACUUUUUGCGGGGAUUUUUACCGUUGAGUGUAAUUCACUCUCAAUUGGAGUUUGACUCAAACGAACCGCUGGUCGUCCGCCCGAACCAAUUGGUGGUCAGAGUUAUCGUCAAAUUAGACAAACUAUUGUCUUCUGCGGUGAAACCUGUGGCGAAACCGAAACGUAUGCGGAAUGUGGCCCUCGGAUCCAUUCUGGAGAACGAGUCUUAACCGAUGAAGUGGUGUAGAUUUGAUCACUACUCCACUUACCGCCGAUGACUGUUAAAAGUGGACAUUUAUUUUCCAUAACACGAGACAAAGUCGAGUCAAUUCAGAGAAUUUGUGUUUUUCAUUGAUUUUUAUAAUUGAGAAUUUUUUAACGA